Medioppia subpectinata is the source of this 660-nucleotide messenger RNA. The record is from the annotation of a GenBank genome assembly. Lineage: Eukaryota; Metazoa; Arthropoda; Arachnida; Sarcoptiformes; Oppiidae.
AUGACCACAUCGGGUGUAGUGAGGGGUCAGACUAUAGAUGUGUUGGGCGUAAGUAUUGACCAGUUUUUGGGUAUACCUUAUGCCGAACCACCCGUCGGGAGACUCCGGUUCGCCAAACCUGAACCCAUCAAAACACCCAAACCGGACAUUAUCGAUGCGACAAAACCUAAAAACGCGUGCAUUCAAAACGUGUCACCUCUCGCACCAAAUAUAACCCUAAGUGAAGACUGUUUGGUAUUAAACAUAUGGACACCAAAUGCGGGCAAUAAUAACACAAACAAAUCACAGCUCAAACCCAUUAUGUUUCACAUACACGGCGGAGGUUUAGCGUCGGGUUCAAUAUUUCUUGGACUGGAUAGUAAUGUGUUGGCCACACGAGGUGUGGUUUACGCCUCAGCAGCUUAUAGAUUAGGACAGUUGGGCUUUCUAUACGGGGAUCGGGAGGACGCUCCCGGAAAUGUGGGCUUUUAUGACCAGUUAUUGGCUCUCAAAUGGGUUAGAGAAAAUGCUGAACAGUUCGGCGGAGAUAGGGAUCAGAUCACGAUAUUGGGUGAGAGCGCCGGGAGUUGGUCGGUGUCCGCACACAUACUCUCCCCGCUAUCCAAAGGCCUAUUCAAGAGGGCUAUUAUGGAGAGCGGCGCCCAUAUGUAUAACAAGGAU